AUGCCUCCCGGUCGCACCAACGCGGGCGGAGCCGGGCGGCGUGCCGGUGGCCGCGUGUCCGACAAUUACGGUGGGCGCUUAUCGUCCGGCGACUCCGUGGCGAGCCUUUUAGCGUCGACGGUGACCAUAAAUCUCGCUGUAUCGGGUCCGGUGACGCCGCCCGCAGCGACGGCGAGACGAGUCCACGACUUCGACUACGCGUCCCCGGAAUCGUGUGUAACCGCGGAGACGGUCCGUCGAUCGCGUGUAGCGAAGUUCUCAGUUCCAUCUGUAUCCGUUCAGCCGCUGCGGCGC
Molecule: messenger RNA, 294 nt
Organism: Iphiclides podalirius (scarce swallowtail)
Lineage: Eukaryota; Metazoa; Arthropoda; Insecta; Lepidoptera; Papilionidae
Source: the annotation of a GenBank genome assembly